AUGGAGGUUAGUGAUGGAUCACGACUACAAGACCACAAACUAAGCUCCAUAGAUCUCCACCCGGGCAACGUCGCCUUUGCCCAGCCUGGGCCUGCUCAUAUCAACAAUUUUCUGAUCGAGCCGCCCCCAGAACAUGAAAUUCGACGAAAAGAUGAAUUACCAACUCCCGCGCAUCUUCCUCAACGAGUUUGCGAACCUCAGGAUGUAGGUUUCGGGCCUGGCGUUGUAAAGAUACUUGAUUUUGGCCAUUCAUUUCGUCCAGUCAAUGGCGCAGUGUAUCCUGCAACUGUCUUCCCCUCUGGGACACCGCGUCCUCCUGAACUUCUUUCUGGCCAAAAGGCAGCAACCCUGCCUUUUAAGGCUGACAGUUGGUAUCUUGGUCAACUGAUUUAUUUCAUCCUGACACAUGGCUGGUGUCUAUUUCCCUCCUCAAUUGGUUCUGACUCUGAAGAUGCACUCGAGGAAUAUAAGGACUGCUUAACUAAGCUUCAUAACGGACAGGACAAUCUGAUGAACCAGCUUCCUCUCAGUGUUAAGGAACAUUUCACGCCGUACGUGUUGGCUCUCCUUGAGAUACAGCCGCAGAUGAGACUCUCAAUAUCGGAUCUGCGUUGGGAUAAACUGUUUAUGGAGACUGCUAUAACUCUUUAA
Metarhizium album ARSEF 1941 is the source of this 651-nucleotide messenger RNA. Its product is annotated as Protein kinase-like domain protein. Gene Ontology annotation, biological process: protein phosphorylation. The transcript has 2 exons. Gene Ontology annotation, molecular function: ATP binding; protein kinase activity. NCBI's taxonomy places the organism in Eukaryota, Fungi, Ascomycota, Sordariomycetes, Hypocreales, Clavicipitaceae. The coding region runs from base 1 to 651 and encodes 216 amino acids. The record is from RefSeq and is a predicted model, not a curated record.